Paramuricea clavata is the source of this 1170-nucleotide messenger RNA. NCBI's taxonomy places the organism in Eukaryota, Metazoa, Cnidaria, Anthozoa, Malacalcyonacea, Plexauridae. The record is from the annotation of a GenBank genome assembly.
AUGUUACUUCAUAGCAUGGACAAAGGUGAACUAAGUGGAAUACUUUUAGUAGAUUUCCGGAAAGCUUUUGACCUGAUAAACCACAAACUUCUCCUACAGAAACUUGCUAUCUACGGACUUAAAGACACAACACUACAAUGGUUCAGAUCCUACCUGACAGAACGGAAACAACUCGUCUCAAUUGGCCACUCAACCUCAGAUCUCUUACCAGUUCGCAGUGGCAUCCCGCAAGGUUCAUCUCUUGGGCCUCUCCUCUUCAUCCUAUUUAUCAAUGACAUCCCUCUUGCAAAUACUCAAUGCAAUUCCUCUAUCUAUGUUGAUGACACUACUUUAGCCAAUGCUGGACCAACAAUCAAUACGGUACGGACACACUGGCAAUCUGGAGCUGACAGCCUCGCCACCUGGGCAUCUGAGAAUAGAAUGGCAAUACAUCCCGACAAGGCCAAAGUUAUGCUAGUUGGAACGAAGAGAAAACUCGCGACCAUAUCUGAGCCUCUUAACAUCUCCAUUUGUGGCACCACCCUAUCCCAAUCAUCUUCCGGAAAACUUCUUGGAAUACACAUGGAUGAUUGCCUAAGUUGGAAUGAACACAUCUCUGCUGUUAUAAUGAAAUUCAGCACCAAACUAGAACUAGUUAAACAUGCUAAACCCUACUUAACACCUGAACGUUUACUUGUCUUAUACAACAGUUUGGCCAAGCCAACUCUAGAAUAUUGCUGCAGUGUGUGGGGCAACUGUUCUGGGGAUGUGCUUAGUCAAUUAACCUCUGCCCAGAAAAGAGCUGCAAGAAUUCUCGUGAACGUGGACUACACUACUCCAUCCUUAACUUUGUUCCAACACCUUCAAAUCAUCCCUAUAGUCAAAACAAUCUGCCAUCGCAUCCUUCUACAAACCUUCAACUGUUUCCACAAAAUUAGCCCACCUUGCCUCAGCACGCUUGUAGAAAAGCCAACACACCACCACUCUACAAGGGCAGUAGAAAAUAAUAACCUGUUUCUCCCCAAAGCCAGGACCAAUGCAGGGAAACGCAGGUUUUCGUUUCUGGCUCCUUCCUUGUGGAACAAAUUUCCAGACGUGGGAAAAAAACUUACCACAACACACGGGUUUAGAUCGCACUUUAAGAACAAACUGGCUAAGAUGACUGAAUUGAACACAAAAAGAUAUUAUUAA